GGGUUUUCAACUGAAUUUGAAAUUGAAUUCUGGAACUUGAAGCUAUUGCUAAUUCAGAAUGACAUCUAAAAAAGAUGUGAAAAGUUUAGAGAAGGAUGGGAAAGUUGAUGCAAAAUGGGGGGAAGAUAGUAAAACAGAAACUUUGCUGAAAAUUUGCAUUGAAGAAAUAGAAGCGGGUAAUAGGCCAACUACCCACUUUAGUAAAGAAGGGUGGAAGAAUAUUACUGAAAAGUUUCAAAAGAAUACUGGAUAUGCUUAUGAUCACACUCAACUUAAAAAUAGAUGGGAUACAUUGAAAAGAGAGUUUUCAUCAUUUGUAAAGUUAGUGGAUAAGCAAACUGGAGUGGGAUGGGAUCAUGAAAAGAAAACUAUCUUGGCUGAUAAUGAUUGGUGGGCUGAAAAGAGUAAGGAGGAUCCAGAUAUUUUGAAAUGGAAAUAUGGAGGGCCUAAGUUUAUUGACUUGCUGGAUAAGUGUUUCAAAGGUGCCAUAGCUACUGGAUUCGCCCUUUACAAACCUUAUGAAGAGCAAUUACCAUGUGAAGGAUCAGCAUCUCUUUUUGAAGACGGUCGUGAGACUAACACAAUAACUGAGGAUGAAGGAGAUGGUGAUAGCUUUGAUGUUGGAAAUGAAGUACAAGCCAACCCAACACCAAGUUCUUCUAAAAAGAGAAAGAUUUCAGGAAAAGGAGAGAAAAUCGGGGCAACAGAGAAACUUCAACGAUCUCUUGAUCAUAUACUCGAUGGGUUUGGGACAAGCCAACAAGGACUUCCAAAAGACAAUGUUAGUUAUGCAAAAAGUUUGAAAAUGUUGGAUGAAUACUUUAAGGCUGUUAGAAUCCUUGCCAAUAAAGAAAAUAGGACAACAUUUUCUUACUUCAUGAAUACCUCCACUUCUGAUAUGGCUCUUGAUUGGAUAAAUACUUGUCCCGGAAAAAUAAUGCACGCGAUCGUUGAUAGGAUUGUAUGCUUCUUAGAAAAAACCAUUAGUAGUUGGAACUAUUAUGUUUUUAUUAUGGAACUAUUAUGUUUUUAUUAGCUUUAUGUAAUAUGAUAUUUGUCAAAAUUACUUUGAUGAAUUAGUAGUUGGAACUAUUGUGUUUUUAUUG
Molecule: messenger RNA, 1106 nt
Organism: Vicia villosa (hairy vetch)
Lineage: Eukaryota; Viridiplantae; Streptophyta; Magnoliopsida; Fabales; Fabaceae
Exons: 3
Coding region: 59-1036 (325 amino acids)
Source: RefSeq, a predicted model, not a curated record